AUGUCUGGUGGUUUUUCAGCAUCCGCUUUUCAGCUACAACCAAUAUAUCUACAAUACUUCCAUUCUGAGACAAAAGGAGAGCUAAAGAUGCAGCUGGAUGUCUAUAUAAAUCUGCUACUGACAAUUACAGGAAUUGUGCAAGUGGUUACUGCAGCUAAACCACAGAUGGUGAGGAUCUCAGGUCCUGAUGAGGUGGUAGCUGGAGUGAAUACAAUCUAUGAGUGUUCUGCAUUCUGCAGUCGCACCUGUUAUUAUACCUGGAAUGUGAAAGAACAGUCAUUUCCUGGAAGCAAACUUACCCUGACUGAAAAUGGUGUAGACAGUUUCAUUUCAAUAACAUGCACAGUGACAGAUGAAGACAAUAAGCACUUUGUCAGUGAGAUCAGAUCGGUCACAGUGAUAAAUCCCAUUUCUGUGAAGCCAUCAACUGAUCAGUCAGUACUUCACCAGCAGCCAAAAGUGGGACGGUCAUUUCGUUUAACAUGUGAUGGGGCCUUCCUGCCAGUCACAAUAACCUGGCUUAAAGAUGGUGCACCUCUUAUAUUAGACUCCAGGAUUAGCCUGUCCCCAGACAACCUGACUCUGUCUUUUAGCAUUUUGAAAGAGUCAGAUAGUGGCCAAUAUCAGUGCAAGGUCCUUAAAGGAAGUGCCAGUGUAAUAAGCAAGGCCUACUGGAUUUAUCUUGGAUAUGUUAUCAUUAACCUGACUGGGACAAACCAUGCAGAAGUAGGCAUGCAAAGUGAGUACACCUGUGAGGCACAGUGUGGGAUGGAUUGCACAGUGCAGUGGGCUUUGCAUGCAGGCUUUCCAAGAGGAAAAUUUAUUGCUGAGGGUCCCAGGAUUCUCUGGACCCCUUCUGACAUCGGACAAACGCAGGUCUUCACUUGCAUCACUCUGAACCCGGGAGCAGGAAAUAUUGGACAGGUCUCCAAAACUGUAACUGUUGUAGAGGCACGGCCACACCCCAAGCCCAGUAACGCUGUAUCAACCAAACCCAGUGUAACUGUGGUGAGCAGUGCAACUCUGCUUAUGUUGGUUUCUGCUUGUGUUUGAGGAUCAUCAUGGAAGCAGAAGCUCUACACACAAAUUGGCCAAAUUGCUUUUAUUCUACUAUUGGACUUCUGGGUAGAGUAACUUGAUUUUAGUUCACCAAAGUCUUUACAACACAUCUGAUUCAGCUUACUUUGUACUGACAUGUACUGUAUGUUUAAACAUAAAACUGGUAAAGCCUAAAUGUGUUUGUUCAUUUUAGAGAUGUUCAUAGAAUGUUCAUAUUACUAAACAAAUAAGUGGCCUACAGUUUCAUAGAAACCUUCUUCCAAUUAGACCCCUAAAGAGCAAAAGCAAGACGUGACAAGGAAAAAACUCCUUCAGUCAACAUGAGGAAAUAACCUUGAGCAGACUCAAGCUUUUAAGAGACAACAAUCAUUAUUAUUUAUAAAUCAUUAUUAUUCUGAAACUGUAUACUGUAAAGUCAAAUGGUAUUAUAUUAGUUAAAAGUAUCUUGAAAGAAGUAUAUUGUGAAUAGAUUCCUAGGAAGAGAACAGGACAAACCCUAUAAUCACAACAAGUCGACAUUAUACAGGUGACAUCAUCAUGAUAUUUGGGCACAAAUUUGCUUGCACCCUAACCAUCUUUUUGGACUGAUACUUUUGGACUGAUAAGUCAAUGCUGAUUGAAAAUAU
Tachysurus fulvidraco (yellow catfish) is the source of this 1685-nucleotide messenger RNA. Its product is annotated as hemicentin-1-like. Bases 1 to 1053 code for a protein of 350 amino acids. The record is from RefSeq and is a predicted model, not a curated record. Lineage: Eukaryota; Metazoa; Chordata; Actinopteri; Siluriformes; Bagridae. The transcript is spliced from 7 exons.